Messenger RNA from Dictyostelium purpureum, 315 nucleotides. RefSeq lists its product as uncharacterized. The coding region runs from base 1 to 315 and encodes 104 amino acids. The transcript has a single exon. NCBI's taxonomy places the organism in Eukaryota, Evosea, Eumycetozoa, Dictyosteliales, Dictyosteliaceae. The record is from RefSeq and is a predicted model, not a curated record.
AUGGAGUCUACAUUAGUUAAAGUUGGAUUUGCUAAAAGUGAACUAGAAUUUAAAGGACUUGCAUCACAUAAGGAAGAUGACAAAGAAAGAGUUAUUCAUUUUAAAAAAAUUGAAGGUGAUGUUCCCAAUAUUUUAAAUAAACAUUUGAUGGCCUGGUCUGUAUCGGUUAAUGGAAAUGAAAAUUAUAAAGACACUUUAAUUUACCUUUGUGAAGAUAAAGCAAAUAAAGGCCAAUAUCAAUUUACCAUUCAUAAAAAAGAACCUGAAAAUAAAUUUGAAGUUCAACCACAAGGUAAAAGUACAGUUGCUGAAUGA